ACCCUAACACCUGAUGAUGUCAUCAGCCUCAGGUAGCCUCCUCACCUGUUCUUCUGGCUCUGGUACGACUUGAUGUGGUUGUACCAGCGCAGGGCGUGGCACAGGUCGGCCGCCGGCGCUGCCCCCCCGAUGGCCUCGAACACGGCCACGUCAGCCUGGGACGGGACGUACCUGGACAGGUAACACAGCGGCAACAUACGGCAAGGUGUAUCUCCACUAGCAGAGAACCCGUCGGACCUGUCACACUGUCACGUGACGCGCUGUGAUUGGACGCUGCUCUCCUAUUGGCUGCUGGCGUUAGUGAAACUGAACAGCUGAGUUUCAGUCAUAAACACACAGACGAAGAAGAAGAUGGGACACGCUCAGAGCUCUUCUCCGCAGGUGAUCUUGAUGGGUUUGGACUCUGCUGGAAAGACGACUCUGUUGGCCCACCUGCUGACAGGACAGGUGAUGGAAACGUCUCCGACCAUCGGGUUCAACGUGGGAACUCUGAAUCUGGACAAGAAGACGUCUCUGACUGUUUGGGACGUCGGAGGACAGAAGAGUAUGAGAGACAACUGGAGGCACUACCUUGACGACUGCCAGGCUCUGGUGUUCGUGGUGGACAGCAGUGACCCGGCCCGGCUGCCCGAGGCCCAGAAGGUUCUGAAGAAAGUUCUGAGUGAGAAGAAGCUGGAGGGAGUUCCUCUGAUGGUUCUGGCCAACAAGAACGACCUGCCCAACGCCAUGACCAUCCAACAGGUCUCCACCCAGCUGUUACUCCCCAGUAUGAGGACCUGCGUUGGGAGAUCCAGGCCUGCAGUGGUCUGAAGGGUCUGGGCCUCCAGCAGGCCUUCACCUCCGUCAACAAACUCAUCAGACACAACAGACA
Messenger RNA from Perca flavescens (yellow perch), 871 nucleotides. It is a transcript of the gene arl11, whose product is annotated as ADP-ribosylation factor-like 11. The transcript is spliced from 6 exons. Gene Ontology annotation, molecular function: GTPase activity; GTP binding. The record is from RefSeq and is a predicted model, not a curated record. Bases 352 to 810 code for a protein of 152 amino acids. Lineage: Eukaryota; Metazoa; Chordata; Actinopteri; Perciformes; Percidae.